This is a messenger RNA of Pristis pectinata (smalltooth sawfish), 7846 nucleotides long. RefSeq names its product serine-rich coiled-coil domain-containing protein 2-like. The coding region runs from base 368 to 3643 and encodes 1091 amino acids. The transcript is spliced from 12 exons. The record is from RefSeq and is a predicted model, not a curated record. Gene Ontology annotation, cellular component: microtubule cytoskeleton. Gene Ontology annotation, molecular function: microtubule binding. NCBI's taxonomy places the organism in Eukaryota, Metazoa, Chordata, Chondrichthyes, Rhinopristiformes, Pristidae. Gene Ontology annotation, biological process: microtubule bundle formation.
CUGUGUGCGGAGCGCGAGCGGCGGAGCAACGGCAGCGGCGCGAGGCCCGGGACCAGGGCGGGAGGGAGAGGACGGGACAGCCUGGGUCACCGCAGCCCGGAAUGGAGAGGCUGCCCGUGUACCCCCGCAUCACAGGAUUGGUCAAGAAUUUGAAUCUUGCAAAAUACAAAUCCAUGGAGUGAGUGUACAGUCAGCUGCCGCAACGGUGGAGACUAUUAAAACUUAAUAUACCACUACUGACUAUAAGGACUUCCCCCUGAUCCAGCAGCAAAUGUAGUGAAUCUACACUGCAUCACUUUCAAGACUUGCAUAACGCUCCAUAGAAAAUAUUGCAAGCAACUUGGGAACUGGAAGUGUCUGCCAGCUAAUGGAAGGAAAAACUCAGAGCAAAUCUGCCUCUGUUUCAAGAUUGCCCAAGUUUGGUGGUGGAACUUCUAAAUUAAGUGAGACUCUUCCUCAACCUGUAUCAAAUGGAGUCUGUGUUCGCAGUGUCAGUGCUUCCAGCAGUUCAAAACUUGACACCAAGCAGAAUGGAACUGGUCGUAUGGGUGCCUUUUCUUUCAACUGGAAGAAGUCUGGUAAAACUAAAGCCAGUGGACAAGGAGCAAAAGACCCAGCUAGUUCCUUGUCUUAUACGGUUAUGAAUGAAGAGCCUGUUAAAGUUGAGAGAAACUUUUAUUCUAAAGUUCCUCUUGUUAAAGAUCACACAGACUUGGGCUUUAAGAGUAAAUCUAUUGCAGUAUCUAGCCAUCAAAAGAAGCAUCAAGUUGUACCUUGUGUAAAAGAAAAUAAAAUGCUUGUCACUAGCUUAAAUCAUUCCUCAAGAGGAAACCAUGGUAAAAUACUGGGAAAGCCAUUUGCAACAUCUCACAUCUCAAGGUCCCAGUCAUUUGGUCAUUUUCGUAAAACAGUUCUAAAGAUGUCUGAACAAGAAGAGAGUUUCUCUGCAUCAAGCAGUUCAAAGGGAAGUCUUAACCAAUCUACAGAAAGCUUGAAGAAUUUAUUGGAAGAGAACAUUGUUAGGUCACAGAGCUUUUCGUUUUCUACACGAAGUAACUCCUGUGGUUCUGAUGUAAUACCAAGAUCUUUGUCCUUUUCAAAGGCUGCAGAGAUUUCUAGACCUUGUCUGAAACAACAAAUGAGGUCAAGUCUUCCCUUGAAAUCAAAUGUUUAUCGCUAUGGCAGUACAAGGGGUACCGAUAGCUCAAGCACAGGUGAAUCACUUAGUAAAAGUGCUUCCAGCAGACCAUGCUUAAAAGCACCAUCAUCUGCCUUCAAAAAGUCUCAGCUUCCUACUUGCCCCACAUCUCCAUUUUAUACUGUUGCUUCUGCUUCCAAAAUGACACAAUCUUCAUUAAUUAAGUGUGGUAGGUUGACCACUUCAGGAAUAGCAAGCAGUGUAACUUCAGUAUCUGACACCAUAGAAGAAACUCAUGGAAUUCCAACUAUUGAUGAAAGUGGCUCAAAUAAUGUAAAUAUAGAUAUUGAAUGCACUGCUGAUAUCACGUUAAAAAAUAAUGCUCUUGGUGAGAAGGCUGAACUUGGAGUUGGUGAAGAACUUCAGUUAUCUUCUGCAAAAGAUAUUGAUGACCCAGAAGUAGUGAUCUCAUCAAUUUAUUCCAACUGUGAUAUAAAUAAUAGCGAACAGUUAACUAAUUCUGGUACUGAGUCCAUCGAAAUUGUGGAUAGUGAUAAUUCUAUUUCCACAGAAAUUCCUGAUGAUCUUUACAUUCCUAAUGAGGCCAUGUCUUCAGAAGGAAUAGAGGAAACACUGAUUUCAGCAUGUACAGGCACAGAAUGGAUGGAUACUGGAUUGUCUGACCAUUGCAAAGAUUUGGAGAGUUCCCAGACCACUGCCUCAGGUAAUGACCUUGUGUCUCCAGAUGUCAACUACGCAAUGGGCUCUUCCUUUGAACUUUCUCCUUCCAGUAGCUCAGCAGGAACAUACAUGUGGGAUGAAGAGGGCAUGGAGGGUCUUGGUACAGUCCAGCAGUGUGGUAGCCUUGAGUCUUCAGAGAUGAACAGCCUGGAUAUUCUGAACAACUUGGAGUCAGGUGAUCUGGAUGAAGAUGACCUCAUGUUAGAUGUUGAUCUGCCUGAGGAUGCUCCUUGUAAAAUGGAAGCAUGUGAAAGUAUGGCUCAUCUAGAGAGGUCAGAGAGAGGAAGCAGGAACCAAGGAUUCUGGCGGAAGAGAUAUCCACGCUGGGGUGGACAGGAUCACCAUGGGAACAAUGAAUUGCAAAGGAGUCCAGUUUCCCAGGAGCUUCCAGUGGGCCAUUUUGAUUGGCAUGCAGCUUCAAGUUACUAUCACCCUCCCACCAAUCAUGUGAGAUCCUCUCGGCCCAUGACAGAGAGCACCGUGAUGCUGGACGUUCUGACGCUGAGGCACAUGGUACAUGACUGCACAGCUGUUAAAACCCAGAUACUUAAAUUGAAGAGGUUACUGCAACAGAAUGGUGAUGGUUCCUCUGUAAAUGAUUUGAUAGCUGUAGUCUCACCAACACAAGAACAAGCUGAGGCUAUAAACUCUACGGAUAAGACUGAUGAGCUACUGGGAGAGAUCCAGGUUUUGCAAGAGGAAAUGAAAAGAAAAGAUCAGAUGAUAGAACAAUUACAGCAACAGUUGAGCACCAGAUGUCAUUGCCAGAAAGAAAACUCAGCCACAAAAAGACCAGCAUGUUCAAGUGCUGAUAAGACCACCCAAACAAUCAAUAAAGGAAUUUCUCCUCCAGUACUACAGCCUUCCAACUACACAUGCAGCUCCAAAGAUCGCAGCAUGGGAAAAUUAGUAAAACCAAUCCGUACCGAGGACCCCAGUAGGAAUCUGAAGUAUGGAUCAAAUGAAAACUGCUGUCAAACUAACCAAGAUGGAAAAACUGUUGUUUGCUUACAGUUGGGUUCUGAUAAAGGCUUCACUCAAUCGACCCAACAGACAAAUGAAGACUCUAAUGACAGAUCUGCCCAGAAACACCCAGUCACUAAUAAGGCCAAACAGCAUCCAGUUGCUCUGCCUAAGGAACAUGGGCGCAGUCAGGUUUCAGUGCAGCAGGUCAGUUUGCCCAGCUCUUCAGUAUUUACAGAAGAAACCCUGAAUAAAGACUAUCGUCCCAAGUUUGCUUUCAAACAGUGUCUACCUACUAAGGAUUUAAAUGUCAAACCCAAGAUCCAGACUUCAAUAGUGAAGUCUUCUCUAGUCUCUAAACCUAGAAAAAAUGCUGUUGCAAUGUCUGUAGACAGUCCAGUUCAACCAUCUAUAGAUAAUCAAAAGGAAUCAGAACAACAAUCAAUACCCACAAAUCUUUCUACACAGAAAGAUGAGCAACAAAAAAGAAAAUCCAAACCAUCACCUUCCCUAUCUUCACCACUUCUGAACAUUAAGACUUCAGCAUUUUCAGCCAGUCCUGGGUCACUUGACAAAGAGCCUCAACGCAUUGAGUCUCCCGAAUACCAAGAGGAAUCUUCUUCUGAGACCCUACUGUCCAGCAGGUUACAGAAAAAGCAGCUGCUCAGAGAAGAUUGUUCUGCAAAGGAUCAGGGUUAUGAGUUCCAGGCAGAAAAGCUUGCAUCGUAUGUUCGGCAUUCCCGCCUUCCUAAACCAAAGACGCAUGCAUCCAGUCCCUCAAAUUACAAUUUUCAAGGUUGAUUGAAGCCUCGUGUUAAACACUUACAUAAUUAAGCUGCCUGCCAGAUGAGAUUUCACCAAGUCUAGAACUGGCAACUGUUAACUUGGCCUAAUUAACUUCCCUCAAUCUAAAUGACAGCUCCUGCUAACCUGACUGAUGCAAUGGCAAAGACCAGCAUUUGCAGACUCUUGAGACAGUUUAUAUCUGCAAUGUGUGGCCUUUUGCUUUGGGACAAUACAGAUAACAAAUGUGGAAAUUUUGCCAGGGUGGGACAGGGCAUGAAAAUUAACUGUGGAGCAGUUUAUGAAUCUGUAAUGACCUGGACAUGAGUCACUAAGUUGUAAACAUUGAUAGAGGCAUGAAGAGCAGGAUUUAUUUGAAACAAAAACUGUAAUAGUACAUUGUUGUCUCAUUUUUCAGUUAAUCUGAUUGAACAUGUUAUGAUUGAAAGAAAGUAAGAAAAGGCAGCUUACUGGGAAAGUGAUAAUUCUAAUCUUAGCUGACCAGUCUGCGUUCAAUAUUUUUGUUUGUUUAGAACAAUUAGAUUAAAAUAUAUUUAAGUUAAAAUUCUGGAGGGAUAGAUUUCUAAUAUAAGUAAUAAAAACAAAAGAUCUGCAUUAAAUUGCCUGGAAUGGGAAUCAUACUUACCGGACCUUUACCAGAAAGAAUGGGCAUCAUGUUUAAUAUACCUGUAAAUCUUUCAGAAGACACUUGCUUCAGCUUGUCUAAACCUCUAAAGGCAACCAGAAGAGAGAGUACCAUUCUUUUCAAUUCAUCUGAUGCUGGGCAAGAUGCAAUAUGAAGGCCACUUUGUGGAAAGAGGUUGUUGUGUUCCUUUACAUGUAUUACACAUGCACAGUUUUCAGUGUGUCUGUUUCUGUACAUUAGCCAUAUCAACAGAUAUACUACCUACAUGGAUGUUAUCUGUAUCAUAACAGAUAUACUACCUACAUGCCAAAUACUGUAUAUAAAAAAACUGUGCAUGAAUCACAGUCAUGACCUUUCAUCCCAAAGGGUGUGGGUUUAAAUUCAUGCCAAACUCAUGGGCUAUUCUCUUUUCUUUGUGGGUUUAACUGAUCUUCAUUGAAACUUUUAAGCAGUCUUGUAACCUAGCUCCCAAUAGAACAGUCCACAGAACAGAGCUCUCCAGUAAUUUGACAGCCUCCCUUGGAGAAGCUACAGAGACAGAUGGUGUGGGAAUUUCAAGAUCCUUGGUGCAUUUUUGAAGUCACUGAUGUACUGGGCAAACAACAUCUGACUUUGGGACUGUGUUCCUGUACCACGAUCUUGGCAUGCUUCAUUCUGGGCACAACUUUCACCUCUGAUGUAGGCAUGUUGCAUUAGUAGGGAAGCACUUAACUCAAACUGCCAAAAGAUACAACCAUGAUUUCAGGAAGAGCUGAGAUUGUUGUCAGUUGUUGAGUUUAAGUUGAUGCUCUGACUGCGCCCUGAGGUGGCAACUGGUCAUCAAUUCUCAACAGGAGUUGAGCACGUCAUUUCCAGAUUGUGUGCAUGCGGUUACUACCUACGUCACAAAGUGUCAUAUCAGCCAUGCUGUCAGAAAUAAGAUGAAAUCUGUAACCUCAGCCUCAAAUAGUAAACCAAUUUUUAAAUAACAUUGGCAGUGCAGACAUAGAAAGGCAGAAUCUGAAUUCCCUUUAGGCUAUGCUUUAGUUGUCAAAUCUUUUUGACAUUUUGGUCUGUGUAAAUGGAGGUAAGCUACACCUAUUAUUGUAACUUGGUCACUGUAUUUUGCUGUCUAGUUUGCCACUGAAAAUUGGUGCCAGGAAAAACCUGCUAACCUAUCGCACCCCAAUAUGUUUGCUAUUGAGGCUGACUCAUUGAAACAAUACCUGACAUUGAAUUUAGAAAAUUCUUUCCUGCCCCACCCCACAUUUUGGUAUGUGUAAAUAUUUUGCUGGUUUGGACUGCAUUUUGCAACUUUUUUUAAAUCAUUUUUCAAAACAGGACAGAAGAGACUAUUUGGCCCAUUGAGUCCAUGUCAUCUCUCAGAGCACACCCAUCUGUCCCACUCUCCUGCUUAUCUCCCUGCAACCUAUUCUCUCUCACAUGCCCAUCAACUUUCCCAUGAUUCUGCUGCCAUGUAAUGUACAGUGGCCAGUUAACCUACCAGCGUAUCUUCAAGAAGUGGCACAGAGCACAGCCCUUGUGACACAUAAUGUGCAAACUCUGCUUAGACAGCAUUGUGUUCACUUUUGUUUAUAACAGAGUAUUUCAAGGUACAGACUAAAAGAUUAAUAUCUGAAUUUAAAGUCAGAAAUUUCAUUGUAGAAAAGGUCUAUUCAGUCCAUAUCAGUGUGAGCUGCACAUUACAGCUAUCUCCCUGAUCUCACUUCUCCACACCUUUCAACAUUUAUCAUAGAUGCCAGGGACUGCUCCUAUAAGCUGAGUGCUUAUCUAAAGGAAUGACGUGUGUAAAGUAAAACUGGGAGGUACAGUGAAAGAGAUCAUGUUAAAAUGUCAUCAUUUGUCACAUGGGACUACACAAAGGUUCUAGGUCUAUGUAAGCAGCAGUGGUAAGUAUAUAUGGUGUCAAUUCUAAAUUGUUACAUUCCUGAGUUUGUAUUUAAAUGAUUCAAUGUCCUAUGACAUUUGACACAGGGAGCUGAGAACAGGGCUAAUUAGACCAGGGUGCAUUGUCAUAAACUUGGUCCUUUUGAAAUUCAUAUAUUCAGUUCUUAAUAUUGUAUUUCCAUUAUAAACAUUAUCCAUAUUUAUAGUGGAAACUACCUGUGUAAAUUUGUCACACUAUAAUCACUCCUCCUGUUUCUGAUAGUAUUGCAGUAACCUCAGAUAUUUAAUACAUCAUAGAUGCAAGUACAUUCAUAGCAUAUACUGUACAUGUAUAUCAUUACAGGUGUUCAUGAGUAUUGCCCAGGUCCUUGCGGAUUUAUAAGUUGCUAAAUAUAUUCAAUUCUGUAUCAAACAAGCUGCUGUGUCCAAGUGCAAUAUAUGCUGUUGUAAUGAUGAAAUGAGGUUCAGAGAGUACACUUAAUGUAUAUGCAAAGUUAAUUAUUGACUAAAUCUUUGGAGCUGCAUAAUAGAUGAAAUGAAUAAGGAGAUGCACUUUAAAUGAUUCUACGUGUCAUACAGUCAUGCCUAUGCUGAACACGUGGCACCAAGUCUGAAGUGGGAUUUAUCAGUUUGCUGCAAUCGUUCUUGGAAAUGCUUGUUGCUUUAGGUGGUAAGUGCUGUUUUCAUUGUGUGUUAGUGUGGUGCCUCACUGUAAUAAUAAUAACUCCCAGCAGGUGGCUCCUGUUUUAGUCAGGAACCUGGCAAUAUUUAGUUCGUCCACUGUGUUGCACAUUUUGACUUAUUCAGUUUUCUCCAGAACUGAAACUGAAAUCCAGGUCUAACCUUGGGCUGGGGACAUGAAUAAAAAAGUUGUACCCGUCUACUGGCAUUGGUCUUAAUUUGUGUGAAUGCUUAACAUAAGACAAACCCAAGUCACCUUAAACUCCAUGUCAAAGCCAUGAUUUAAAACCAACUCAGCAUUUGUUGAUCUGUCAAAAUGUCUAAGCCUCAGGGAAACAAUUUUGUUUGCUGUUUGUAGCAAAGCUAUUAGAUAAAGCCUUCUAUUAUAUUUGCUACAAAUAAUGAACAGUCAUUCCCUAAGUGAAGAGAAGCAGUUUCUUUCUGUGCAUUUGCUGUCUGACCUGGUGAGGAUUUUCAGCAUUUUAUGCUUUCAUUUUAUCAUUCCCUAUAUUUUGCUAUCAAAACUUGGCUCAUUAGAGAAACAUCCCAAAAUGACUGCUUUCCCGACACCAAAGGUGCCAAGGCAAUGCUCCCCUUCCAAAGUGCAGCACUUUGAAGUGUUAUUGUGUCUGCUUAUUCAGGUGUCCAGGGCAAAAUUCCUCCACCAAAGAAAAGCUUGUGCGUCUCAUCGUGAAAUUUUGCUGGGCACAUAUCUUCAAAGACUCUGCUAAGUACCUUGAAGUGUUUUCUAGGAGGCAUCGUAAAGUGUCAUGUAAAUGCAAGUUUUCCUUUAACAACACAGUUAAACAUCCAAAUGGGAGCUGUAAACACUGCAUUUUUUAAAAACAAGUGUUCCUUAAUUGUAUUAUGAAGAUUACUUGAUUCAGUGAAAUACACUACAUGGAUGAUGGAAUGAUUUAGAUUUCUGAAUGUAUUCAAAUUGAAUUCAUUAUGAAAUUGAAAGAGAUGGCAACAGCAGCAUGGAGAUGUGAUCCUCUCUAUUUGGA